UUACCUACCUACUACCUAUUACCAUUUACCUACCGGCAUUCAUCCUACCUAUCCAGCUGCCUACCUAUAACGCCGGCCAACUUCGCGCUUCCUUACCUCAGCCACUCCAGUUUCCAUUACCUAGCAACCCAAGUUCCAAUUGUUACGGUCCCGUCCCGCCUUUGCAAUCUCUCGUCCUCACUCUCCCCGAAAAACACAACACCUCGUAGUCACCAUCUGCACCUGGUCAUUACUUUGAACGACAAUAAUUUCGGCCAUAAAUUCGUCUUAUCGCCGAGUCUGCAAAUACCCAUUACGACGGCUAGCAUCUGACAUGUAAUGCCCGCUAUAUUUUAUUCCGGAUUAUUACAACAAUCGCAUUUCGCAAGAAGGCACCGGCUUCGUAGCCGUCGACGAGGGAUAGAUGCGCCUAGCCGACGCUGAGUCUUUCUCCUACCACCCACCGGAUAAGGCGUGCGAAGAUGGCGGAGCGAGUAAAUGCAUUCGUCCGGGUUUCUGGCCCUCCGAAUAGUAGUUUUCUAGUUGGAUACCCCGGCAUUUCGGCAACAUUGCCGCGCAUCGAGGGAAAAGUCGAGAUCAGACCGUCAACGGGUUAUUCCGCACCCGUCGCUAUCUCUUUAGUGCGAAUAUGUCUACACAGAAGGGAAACAAUCCACCCGGCCGCCGAAAAUGUAGCCAAACGUCACCUAGGAACACCUCGACGCGAUACCACCGAUGUCGUUGGAAAGGAACUCUUGUUAUACCGGUGCGCGACAGGCAGGGACGCUGAACAAGUUGUCGCGAUGGAUCUGCCGUUUGUUUUGUUUAUCCCAUUUGGGCGAGGCCAGGAAGAGAUAAACAGAAGAAUACCGCCAGCAUCCUUACAGCUUCCGAGCAGGACCGCAGAGACAUUCUACGAAUUAGUUGUAACAGUACAACAGGGACCGAGCGUACAGAAUCGAUACGCAUUCCCCGUACCGUUGCAGCGUUACGAUACCCUAUCGACCUUUGGAAUGUACAAUCGACCAGAGCACAAAGUCGCGUCUACCGAUAACAUCGUUUCUCUCGGUAUUUCGCUUCCAAGGUGGAGUUACGGACCUAUGGACCCGAUAACAGUAUACGUUAAAUUAGCACCGAAUCUAGACUGGAUGGCGAAGGCGAGGAAAGUUACCAUACAAAAGAUAACUCUCGCAAUCGAAGAGGAGAUUACGUAUAAUCAUGAGGGGGAUGAGCCAACCAAAAAGGUCAACAGGCUACAGAAAUACACCCAAACUGUUGGAACAAAGUUACCUGAGACAGGCUACGUGACGAAUAUGGGAAUUAUCUUUCCUCAUAAGGACCUGAGGGACGCGAACGGCAUUAUUCGAAGGGGACAACCAGCCUUCCCGAAUUACGAAGUCACAUCAUUUACGACCACAUCUACACUCUACAAAAUUGAAUUUUACCUAACAAUCAAGGCGCAGUUAACUUCUGCUCGCGAUAUAACCCUACGACAACCUAUCGUCAUCUGCCCGCUCGACCACCAGGCUUGCAAAGAAGAGAUGGAUGCUAUCGAGCAAGCGGCCAAAGAUGCCUCAUCCAUCGACCCGAACAACCCGAUGUUACCGGCGAGGAAUAUCGUCUUGGCCAACGACCCUAAUGCUAUGGCGACAUUGGGAAUAUGUACAGUGGGAGGGCAGAAGAAGCCGUUGAUCGAAUGAAUAUAACGACAUUUUUAUUUCAUAAGGGCAGAACGAUACACCUUCUGCCACGCUGGGUUACUUGAGGCAUCAUGCUACAUGAAUCGAUCGAUACAACCAGCCUACUCUCUUGUAGGUUUUCGGGUGCUGGGUUGCUU
Annulohypoxylon maeteangense is the source of this 1816-nucleotide messenger RNA. RefSeq names its product arrestin domain-containing protein. The coding region runs from base 462 to 1679 and encodes 405 amino acids. The transcript is spliced from 3 exons. The record is from RefSeq and is a predicted model, not a curated record. Gene Ontology annotation, biological process: division septum assembly. NCBI's taxonomy places the organism in Eukaryota, Fungi, Ascomycota, Sordariomycetes, Xylariales, Hypoxylaceae. Gene Ontology annotation, cellular component: division septum.